AUGUUCUUGGCCGGCAAUUUAGCCCCAGCCAUCUCACAGCGACUUUGCUUGUUCUCUUUGUCUGGAGAUACCAUCGGAGUUCGUUUUCUCCAGCUAGAUCUGGAGGCAUAUGUAAAAGCACUAGGUAGAGGCUUCUCAGCCGCACCUUUCAACACUUUUACAAUCAGGUUCAGACCUACGAGUAAUUCUGGUUUGCAUCAUGUCAAUGGGGAUUCCGAUUCUCAGGCUUCUGAAAUUGUAGUUGAAGCAUUUGAAGAUCCCAAGAACCUCACAAACAAUUGGCAAUUCACACUCUUUGAGCUGGCUCGUACACAUUAUGCUGCAAUUUGCAAGGAAAAAGACAAUAUUUUCAAUGGUGAGGUAACUGACAAGAUGAGGUUGAAAGUGUGGAGAACUAUUCCAUUUGUAGAAGAUGAAUGUGUCUGUGGAACUGAAGCAGUUAAAAUAAUUUGUGGGCUGACGUAGCGGUUCUGUUGCUCCAUUUGUUUUGCACCCAUGCUGCAUGAGUUAAUCAGGUUAGAUCCCAAUUUUAUCUGUCGUUAAUAUUGGAAAUGAUUCAACAGGUAAGACCAACGCAUGAAAAGGCUCUUACUGGUAAUGAAUUCAAAAUUUCUGUUCAUACUUUCAUCAAUUUCAUCCAUUUUAAUAUUUUCUUCUGUUUGUCAUUCCACAUCUCAUGUGUAUCCAAACAUUAAGGGUAUUAUUGUGGAAACCAGAAGAACGUUGUUACCAUUUUUCUUAUCCCUUUAAUUCCAAGUUGAUUGUUGAACAA
This is a messenger RNA of Macadamia integrifolia, 772 nucleotides long. RefSeq lists its product as uncharacterized. The record is from RefSeq and is a predicted model, not a curated record. Lineage: Eukaryota; Viridiplantae; Streptophyta; Magnoliopsida; Proteales; Proteaceae. The coding region runs from base 1 to 465 and encodes 154 amino acids. Gene Ontology annotation, cellular component: cytosol. Gene Ontology annotation, molecular function: holo-[acyl-carrier-protein] synthase activity; magnesium ion binding. The transcript is spliced from 4 exons.